This is a messenger RNA of Penicillium canescens, 954 nucleotides long. RefSeq lists its product as uncharacterized. The transcript is spliced from 2 exons. NCBI's taxonomy places the organism in Eukaryota, Fungi, Ascomycota, Eurotiomycetes, Eurotiales, Aspergillaceae. The record is from RefSeq and is a predicted model, not a curated record. Bases 1 to 954 code for a protein of 317 amino acids.
AUGAAUUAUAUCACAAAGAAAGUGGGGCUCCUACUCCUCCUCCCUAGCAUUGCUGCCAGCAACACACUCAAAAACGAAGCCCGACUCCAAUACAACGAAACCCUAAACUCAGCCAAACCCGGAAUCCUCUCUACCCGCGACCUCUUCGGCCUCACCAGCCGGGACUACUACGAAUGUGACCCAGAUUACAGUGAAUGCGCCUACGAUACAUCGCGCUGCUGCCCAACGGGUUCCGGAUGCUGUGGAGACGGGUACUGCGCGGAAGCUGACGAGAUCUGCUGCAGCUCAGGUACUUGUCCUAGUGGAUGGGAUUGCUGCGGUAAUGGGAACUGCUCACCGAAAGACGGGGAGUGCUGCAGUGACGGGCAAUACUGUCUUUCUGGGUAUAGCUGUAUGAUUUACGAUGGGGAAAAGGUGUGUUGCCCUGAGUCGGGAUGUGUGGGGAAUUAUGAUUCUGUGGAAUUGGGAAGCACGACUACGGCUAUUAUGGGUGUUACCACGACGAUGCCUGUGACUACUCCAGUUCCGAUAACGGAGACCUACUAUUAUUACUCGUACUAUUAUACGACUUACUACUGGACUUACUGGUGGUACUUCUGGACCUCCUACUAUCCCUAUGCAGUGAAGACAGUCACUUCCACCGAAACCACCACCGGGACUGUUUAUUCCGCCUAUGCAACGGACAGCGCAGAGGCGAUCUCUUCCUUGGAGUAUAGCAUUUCUGUUUAUUCAUUCACACCGCCGGCCACCGCUACUUCACUGAAGAGCUCUACGGACCCUGUUCCCAUUUCGUCUAUAGCUGGUGCUACUGCGACUUCAGGAUCUUCUUCGGCCAACAAGGGAGGCAGGAUCCUAGGAAUUGGCCCAGCAAGUGUGGUUUCAGCUAGUGGAAAUGUUGCGUUGACGUGUGUUAUCGCGGCAGGUGUGAUUGGUGUUUUGGUUUUUGGACUGUGA